AUGGAGACAAUCACCCAAGGAUAAUGCCAAUUGGGUGGAAUCACUUUACAUGAUUUCGUUUGUUUGUUAGCGAUUUUUAUAAAAUUAUACGCACAUGCACUAUUCCCACCACUAAUUCCCCAUCCAUCCUUCUUCUUCUUCUUCAAAAGUCAAUAACUUUUCGAUUCAUUUCAUUUCUAGGGUUCCAGUUUCUCCUCUAAUCGCACAACAAAUUGAUCAUCAAUGGAUGCAGCUCAGUAUAUACGAAGACACCACAGGCAUAAUCCCGGCCGUCAACAGUGCGCUUCUGCCGUCGUUAAACACAUCAAAGCUCCCGUUGAUAUCGUUUGGUCAUUAGUUAGGAGGUUUGAUCAACCUCAAAAGUACAAGCCAUUUGUUAGCAGAUGCACGAUGCGUGGGGGUCUUAACAUCGGGAGUGUUCGAGAGGUGGAUGUCAAGUCAGGGCUUCCAGCCACUACCAGCACAGAGAGGCUGGAGCUUCUUGAUGACACUGAGCAUAUUCUCGGCAUCAAAAUUGUUGGCGGUGACCAUAGGCUAAAGAACUAUUCGUCGAUCCUAACUGUCCAUCCAGAGGUAAUUGAAGGAAGAUCCGGGACGUUAGUCAUAGAGUCAUUUGUGGUGGACAUACCCAAUGGCAAUACUCAAGAUGAAACAUGUUACUUUGUGAAAGCCCUAAUUAACUGCAACCUUAAAUCUCUUUCUGAUAUCUCCGAAAGAAUGGCUGUUCAAACUCAGAUGUGAAAGGACGAAAGUGCCCUCGCCCCUCAUGGUCGUGCGAUUAUCAAUCAAACUUUCUUCUCUUCAUUUGGCUUGCUUUUAAGUUGAUAUGUAUAAUUUGGUGAUAGGCACUAGUAGUAGCAGCUCAUUGUUUGCAGGAUUGCUCAUAACUGCAAACAUUUGGUAGCGGUUUUAUAUAUAUUAUGGUUCUAAAUGUCACUAUGUGUUAGCUUCAUGUGUAAUUUUCUUAAUGAUAUAUAUAGUAUUGUCUAAAAAUAUUAGAUAUAAUGUUUUUUU
Messenger RNA from Helianthus annuus (common sunflower), 1014 nucleotides. Its product is annotated as abscisic acid receptor PYL9. The transcript has 3 exons. The record is from RefSeq and is a predicted model, not a curated record. Gene Ontology annotation, molecular function: protein phosphatase inhibitor activity; signaling receptor activity; abscisic acid binding. Gene Ontology annotation, cellular component: nucleus; cytoplasm. The coding region runs from base 223 to 741 and encodes 172 amino acids. Lineage: Eukaryota; Viridiplantae; Streptophyta; Magnoliopsida; Asterales; Asteraceae. Gene Ontology annotation, biological process: abscisic acid-activated signaling pathway.